AAAGCGAAUCCGGCCGCAGAAAACUGAAAUACUAUCCGCGUGAACGAGAGAAAUUUCCACCAGGAGCAAUGAAGACUCUGGGACUCGAAAAAUCAACAAAGAUAUCCGAAUAAUGACCACGAAUCUCACAGACCACGAAUCUUUCACUUUCAUACGAGUCGGUCACCUUGAGACAGUCAGAGAAGAAAUCAUCCUUGAACUUUCAUUCUUACGGAACCACUUCUAAUCUCCCACGUACAUCCUUACUCGCCACAAGGACAUCGUCCUGCCAGUGAGGGAAGUCCUUCCUCCUGGUAUAAAAGCUGGUACCGGUCUUGUGGUCGCCAGUGUGGAAAAGGCAGUCCAACCAACAACAUCAUGAAGGCUGUUGUCGUUCUCGUUGCCCUCGCCCUCGUCUUUGCCGUCGCUCAGGCUGGCUAUUUCGGCGGAGGCGGAUUCCGCGGUGGUUACGGUGGCGGCUUCGGUGGACUCCGUGGUGGCUACGGAGGCGGCUUCGGCGGAUUCCGUGGUGGCUACGGAGGCGGCUUCGGCGGAUUCCGUGGCGGCUACGGCGGCGGCUAUGGCGGAGGCUACGGUGGAAAGGGAUGGAUCGGUUAAGUGCGACACAAGACCCUUGGCCAGCCAUACGUCGCCUUCACGAGUCCUUGGAGUCAUUGUCAUUGGGAGCUGCAUCAAAUUCCCAGUUUUCCAGAGAAGUUGUAAUAAAAUGACGUUUCACUGUCA
Ornithodoros turicata is the source of this 723-nucleotide messenger RNA. RefSeq names its product TATA-binding protein-associated factor 2N-like. The transcript has 3 exons. The coding region runs from base 358 to 597 and encodes 79 amino acids. The record is from RefSeq and is a predicted model, not a curated record. NCBI's taxonomy places the organism in Eukaryota, Metazoa, Arthropoda, Arachnida, Ixodida, Argasidae.